CGUCAGUCUCUUUCCCUCUCAAAAAGGGUACUUUAAAGCUCUCUCAACAACUAAUCAAAAAUUGAAUCAGGGUUCCUUUGAAAAAAUGGAAGGGAGAACCUUUGUCGUGAUAUUCUUCUUCUGGGCUGCUCUCACAGUUAUCACCCCUACCCUUGUUCUCUGGUCAGAGUCCUCCAAACCCGAGUUGGAGUUUAAUGGUCAGAAAAGUGAGGGAAUAAAGAAUAGAAAAAUGAUUGGAUAUGGAGUGAAACAAGUAAGCAAUGCAACAAAAUCUUCGACUCAAUUGGAGGCAGCAGCCACAACUGGGACCCAGAAUUGGAGCUGGCUUCAGGAACUUGAAAGCUGUGUCAGCAAAGUUUUCCGAAAAGCAAUGGGACUGCUUAUCAGGGUCAGCUAAAUCCAAUGAUAAACCUUCCAAGAAAGCGUAGGUUUGCACAUCCCACCUUUUCCUGAUACUUGAAACAAAAUCCUUUAAUUCAAGAACUCAAGUUCAUCAGGUUUAAGUUUGUCAAGUCGUUACUGAAAGAAAACAUGUAAAAGAAGAUGAGAGGGGCAAACUUGCAAAUAUCUUACCCUUGUAUACAGAUAGCAACUGC
This is a messenger RNA of Theobroma cacao (cacao), 596 nucleotides long. RefSeq lists its product as uncharacterized. NCBI's taxonomy places the organism in Eukaryota, Viridiplantae, Streptophyta, Magnoliopsida, Malvales, Malvaceae. The record is from RefSeq and is a predicted model, not a curated record.